AAUAAAAUGAAAUAAGCUAUAAGCUGCAGUUGUUAUUUCUUUCAUAACAAUAUAAAACUUAGGCUUCCAUUUUACCAAUAUGCGAGUUUACUUAAGUUGCAGUCGAGUAUGUGGAAUUAGAAGUCUAAUGAACUAAAUAAUUAAUACUUCAGUGCGAUUAAUAAAUUCAUGUAUUUCCUCACCGCAGAACGUUUUUUGCAUCAAUAAAUGGAUGUUGUAAUAACAAAUUGAUGAAUACCAAUUAAUUCUUUUUCCAUUGUAUACUAUGGCAGCCAUAGACAAAAAAUACGUUAUGUCAGUUCAGUCAGAAAUCCAAAGAUGAAAGAAUUGAAUCAAUAGUAAAACGUCUAAAAAUACGUCGACAAUUUGUUACAACGUAACAAAAUCCACCUUUUUCAUGAUGGGAUAUAUAAACAAAUCUAACUAAACAUGUUAAGAUAAUACUUCUGCAAUAUUUACAACUUGAGACACUAUAGGUGCAACUUUCCGGACUUGGCUUGACUUGGAAUAAACAACAUCUUACAUCUCAUUUGGGUCUGUUGUAAUUUCGUGUAAACUGUUGUCAAUAUGCCUGCUGUAACUGCUACUACAGCAGAGGAGCAAAAUGAAGCUGAUCAGAAAAUGUGGAGCGCUUUGAAGCGCUAUAUCAUACGUGAAAGGCAGAGGAAGAAAGAAGAAUAUGAAGCAGAGGUUGAAGAGGAGAGACUCCGAAAGGAGCGAGAAGCGAGAGAACGACAAGAUGUCAUGACUCUUGAGGAAACAAAAGAACAGAUUGAACAACUGGAACAGAAGGUGAAACAUCUUGAAAAAGAGAAGCAACAGUUAUUUAUGCAACUUAAAAAACUUCUCAAUGAGGAUGAGAUCAGAAAGAGACAACAACAAAAGGAAAAUAAUGACUUUUCCAGUGAAAUGCAGUCGAUGAAGAUGCAAUCCAUGAGCAACAUACAGAUUCCGAUGUUCCCCAUGCAGUCGUCGACAGGGCAAGGGGAGCCACCGCCGUCACAGGGCAGACCCCCACCACUUACAUCACACAUGAUGUCUAAGCAUAAGCACUCAAACCACAUGUUGUUUCCACAACAGCAGACGAUAGUGCGUGGCCCCAUACAGUCGGGUGUGAAGAGGCCUCGCAGCCCGUCGCCCACGUACGCUCUGUACGCGCAUCGGUUGCACCAACCGCCUAUGAAACACCAGCAGGUGUACUCUGAUCACAAAGUAGAAGACGGGCGUAUGGGCCGUCAAAUGGCCCGCGCAGUGCUAUGGAACAAACCCUCGCAGUAUGGCUCCAAUGUCGGUGGCUCAUCAUCUACAGCGUACUACACAAUGCCGACUUCGGGUGUUGUAGGCGUAGUGGGCGAGCGGCCGCCGCCGCUGCUGUACGCGCACCACGCGCACACGCCGCACACGCCGCACUCGCCGCACCACGCCAACCUCAUGUACGCGCCCGCGCCGCAGCCGCAGCUGUACCUCGACAUGCUGAAGAACAGGGACGGCCAGCAGCAUCAGGAACAGAAGAAAGAGGCUCAGCCCCAAGUACUGAUCGGUCUCAGCGAGGCCCACCACCCGUCUGUGAGCAGCGGCGUGGGCUACGCGCAGCCGCCUGUGUCGCGACACCUCUCCAUACAUCCACCACAACACAACAAUAUGCAGACCGCAAAACCGGGUAGUAUUACCCAAGGCUACCCGGUCCAGCAAUCAAACAACGUCCAGAACCCCAAUAUAUAUCCGAACAGACAUCGUUAUUAGCUAGUAAUCAUCCACCGCCACCCUGCCAAGCAGCCACCAUAGCCCAGGCCUCAGGGACCACGCAACUUCUAUUGAAGUGUUCACUGCUGCGAGUAGCAUGAGGUUUCGAAGUGUACUUGUGAUGGAAGGUCAUUGAUGUUGGUUUGCGAUGUCUUGUUUGGUUUAAAUAAACGAGCAGUGAAUUAUCGAUUACAAAUCGAUAGUGUCUAAUCGAUUGUUAAUCGAUUGUUUUGUUUAUCGAUGGUGUCUAAUCGAUUGUUAGUCGAUAGUGUCUAAUCAAUUGUUAGUCGAUAGUGUCUAAUCAAUUGUUAGUCGAUAGUGUCUAAUCGAUUGUUAAUCGAUACUGAACAAUCGAUUUAUCAUCGAUUCGGAAAUGGACUCAAUACAGUUAAAUAAAUACCCGUGUUCAUUAAGUUAAUAUUGGAAAAAAGUUUUUUUUUGCUGCACUCAAUCUACAUAGAUCAAUUAGAAGUAUCUAAAUAAAGCCUAAAAAAACAGCCUACAAUUUAAAAAGAUAUAUUCAACUUACUAAAACAAUAUAUCGCAACCAACUUAAUAACAUGAUUACACGACUAAAAAUAAAAAUGUAACACCUUAACACUUCGCUACCCCAUGCGCCCGUUCCGUGUGGUCCUUUGAAACAGUGAAAAUGACAGGGUUAGGUUGUGCAGAACAAACUGUUUUAGUGCAAAUACAGUGUACAGUGCAAGUGAACUCAUAGCAUAUGUUUAUUGGCAACAAGUAUACUGUUCAUUAGUUA
Molecule: messenger RNA, 2503 nt
Organism: Trichoplusia ni (cabbage looper)
Lineage: Eukaryota; Metazoa; Arthropoda; Insecta; Lepidoptera; Noctuidae
Product: mediator of RNA polymerase II transcription subunit 15
Exons: 10
Coding region: 568-1743 (391 amino acids)
Biological process (GO): regulation of transcription by RNA polymerase II
Cellular component (GO): transcription regulator complex
Molecular function (GO): transcription coregulator activity
Source: RefSeq, a predicted model, not a curated record